AUGAAAUUCAAAGGUUGUGAAGUGAUGGCUACUUACAUUUCUAGCGAUUGUUGCAAACGAGCUGGUGGCAGCGGUUCGAUUUCCCAUGCUGACCUCUCAAUUAACAUGCUAAUAUUACUCCAAGCCUUUUCUUUGAACUACUUUAUCGACGAGGACACAAUGACCGUUGAGGAUACGAAAUCUACGCUCAAAAUUUAUGAAGACAAGAAGUCUAGCAGUGGAAACGUUGUGAAGCGUCAUUUCUGCAUGAGCUGCGGGAGCCCCGUUUUUACAACGACCCCCAAGGCUUUGGGAAAGGCGUUUUUGAAAGCGAGCCUGUUUGACCAGGUCUCUCCUCCGUCGACUGAAGUGUUUGCAAACAAGCAGCAUAAGUGGGUUGACCUGGGGCCAACUGAGAAGAAUGCUUAA
This is a messenger RNA of Penicillium salamii, 408 nucleotides long. NCBI's taxonomy places the organism in Eukaryota, Fungi, Ascomycota, Eurotiomycetes, Eurotiales, Aspergillaceae. The record is from the annotation of a GenBank genome assembly.